AUGGGCUCUUUCCUGAGGAAACAGCCCAGCUACCUCUUCAUUUUGAUAAUUCUGCACCUUGUUGCUCAUGAGGCAAGGACGCUGAGUUCAGAUGGCGAAGCACUUCUUGCCUUCAAGAAGGCAGUUACAAAUUCAGAUGGAGUCUUUCUAAAUUGGCGUGAGCAAGAUGCAGACCCCUGCAAUUGGAAGGGUGUUAGAUGUGAUAGUCAUAGCAAGAGAGUGAUUAAUCUGAUUCUUGCAUACCACAGAUUAGUUGGGCCCAUACCACCAGAAAUUGGAAGGUUAAAUCAGUUGCAAACCUUGUCACUGCAGGGGAACAGUUUGUAUGGUUCACUCCCUCCUGAACUAGGGAAUUGUACCAAGUUGCAACAAUUGUAUCUACAAGGAAAUUAUUUAAGUGGGUACAUCCCUUCAGAAUUUGGUGAUCUGGUGGAACUCGAGGCAUUGGACUUAUCCAGUAAUACAUUGAGCGGAUCUAUUCCACAUUCUCUUGAUAAGUUGUCCAAACUUACAUCGUUCAAUGUUUCCAUGAACUUCCUGACAGGAGCAAUACCAUCUUCUGGUUCACUUAUCAAUUUCAAUGAAACAUCCUUUGUUGGGAAUCUUGGUUUAUGUGGGAAGCAGAUAAACUCGGUGUGCAAAGAUGCACUUCAAUCACCAUCAAAUGGUCUGCAGUCACCUUCCCCAGAUGACAUGAUUAAUAAAAGGAAUGGGAAUUCUACCAGACUUGUUAUAAGUGCAGUGGCAACAGUGGGAGCUCUCCUAUUGGUGGCUUUAAUGUGUUUCUGGGGUUGCUUUCUUUACAAAAAUUUUGGAAAGAAAGAUAUGCGUGGUUUCAGAGUGGAGCUCUGUGGAGGCUCUUCUGUCGUGAUGUUCCAUGGGGACCUCCCUUACUCCUCGAAAGACAUCCUCAAGAAGCUAGAGACUAUGGAUGAAGAAAAUAUCAUUGGAGCAGGAGGCUUCGGAACUGUUUAUAAACUUGCAAUGGAUGAUGGCAAUGUCUUUGCCUUGAAAAGAAUAGUGAAAACAAAUGAAGGGCUAGAUCGGUUCUUUGAUAGAGAACUUGAGAUAUUGGGAAGUGUUAAACAUCGCUAUUUGGUCAAUCUUCGUUGUUAUUGCAACUCUCCUUCAUCAAAACUUUUGAUAUAUGAUUAUCUUCCAGGUGGAAGCCUGGAUGAAGUGCUUCAUGAAAAAUCUGAACAGUUGGAUUGGGAUGCACGUAUUAACAUUAUACUUGGAGCUGCAAAAGGCUUGUCUUAUUUGCAUCAUGACUGUUCGCCUCGAAUAAUACAUCGUGAUAUUAAGUCAAGCAACAUCUUGCUUGAUGGCAAUUUCGAGGCCCGUGUAUCAGACUUUGGACUUGCAAAGCUUUUAGAGGAUGAAGAAUCACAUAUUACUACAAUAGUUGCAGGAACAUUUGGUUAUCUUGCACCAGAGUACAUGCAAUUUGGCAGAGCCACCGAGAAGACUGAUGUCUACAGUUUUGGGGUUUUGGUACUUGAAAUACUUAGUGGAAAGCGGCCUACCGAUGCAUCCUUCAUUGAGAAGGGAUUAAACAUUGUUGGAUGGUUAAAUUUUCUGGCUGGUGAGAACCGGGAGAGGGAAAUUGUCGAUCUGAACUGUGAAGGAGUGCAGACUGAGACCUUAGAUGCUCUGCUUUCUCUUGCCAAGCAAUGUGUUAGCUCUUUGCCAGAGGAGCGGCCGACAAUGCACAGGGUGGUACAGAUGCUGGAGUCGGAUGUGAUUACACCGUGCCCUAGCGACUUCUACGAUUCAGAGUAG
Messenger RNA from Miscanthus lutarioriparius, 1782 nucleotides. Lineage: Eukaryota; Viridiplantae; Streptophyta; Magnoliopsida; Poales; Poaceae. The record is from the annotation of a GenBank genome assembly.